AUGCUUUCGCUGGAUGAGAUCCCAACUUUGUUCGACGAAGAGGAGCCGAACGUUGCCGAUCCGACCCCCAUCCCUGCUAUCGAAGGGACCAAUGAGCAGCCAGAAGAGCUGCCGCCUGCUGCGAACUCACCUGACCAAGCCGGUCAAAAGAAGCUGAAGAAGAAGAAGUCUUCAAAGAAGAUUAAAAAGAUUGAAGACUCUUCUCGGGCACAGGACGCUCCUGCUGAGCUCGAGGCGCCAACGGCUGUGGCGUCAGACCUCGCUCUUUCUCAAGAUCGAGCUGAGGCUUCUCAUUCUCGAAAGAGACAAGCCGGAGACCGCGCCGAGGGUUCUCCAGAGCCAGAGCCAGCGAAGAGGGCUAAAGUCUGUUUUGACUAUGAUGAGGAGACUCCUUUUGAGGAGAACAUCGAUGCCUGCGCCGAGCUCUACCAUAAGAUCUCUUCUCAGGUUCCGAGUCUGCCGGCAGUCACCGAGCUCCGCUUCCCCAAUAUGUACAAAGGGAUCGCACGUACAACUGCUGUGCUCGCCAGUCAGACCAACAACUUGGUCGCAGCGUAUGAAGUCGCGCUGUACGACGAACAGGUUAGGAUUGCCGAGCUACAGGAGAGGGUCUCCAAAGCGGAAGAGCGUCUAGCCACCGAACUCCAAAUCAACGACACUCUCCAUUCUUCGGUUGAACUGCUGAAGCAAGAGAGUGCCGAGCUGAAAGCGGUGAGAAAAGAGCUGACCGAGGCUCAAAAUAUGCUUGCUCAGGAGUUCGAGAAAGAUCGGGAGCGACUUCGGGCCUUGGUGACCCACUGGAAGGGUCGAGCUAGGAGCGUUCACGCACAGUUGAAGAAGAAAGGCUUGUACGAGGUCCCGCCUGAGAUGGUAGCUGACAUCGAGGCGAAACAUGCUAAAGCUCUGGAGGACUUCCGCUCGGUCGAUGCUUGCGUCCUUACCAAAGAAGACAAACGGAUGUCUCCAUUCCCUGAAGAGGAUGAUGCGCCGGUCGUAAACGUGACCCAAAGUGCUCAGGAUCCAGUGGUAGGCGAACAGUUCGGCUCGAACGAAGACAUGCUCAAUGCUGACCAAGCUGCUACUUCGAAGACCGCUUAA
Eutrema salsugineum is the source of this 1098-nucleotide messenger RNA. RefSeq lists its product as uncharacterized. The record is from RefSeq and is a predicted model, not a curated record. The transcript is spliced from 3 exons. The coding region runs from base 1 to 1098 and encodes 365 amino acids. NCBI's taxonomy places the organism in Eukaryota, Viridiplantae, Streptophyta, Magnoliopsida, Brassicales, Brassicaceae.